GUGCAGGCAGACAAGCUUGCAACAACCCGUACAACCGGCAGGCGGACGAGGAAGCGUACAAAAGCAUGAAGAUAUCGAACAUUUGGGAAGUUCCGCACAAACAAUUUCUGGAAUUGAUACAACCCUCGUUUUCCAGCAUCGUCGAGGUAGAGGACAUGGAUGCCAUACUCGCCCGUACGCAUGUCAUUCUAAUCACCGAUCAUGGCUUGUACUGGCGUUUGGCAAAGGUCGAGAAGACGAACAUUCGCUUCGUUCAGUGGCCUGCUGAUGAACCCCGUGACCUUCUCGUACAAUCCCAGAAGGAAAUUUUCGUGAACUAUAAGAAGAACCCUACAAAAUACCAACUCCCGCCAAACUUCCACGAGGACAUGGUUUGGUCACAAGAGGUCUUGCAUCGUCUAUUCGAAGGUGAAACAGUUGCACGCACGAUGACUAUUCGAGGUAUGAACUUAUUCGGCGAAUCCCAACCGCCACGACAAAUUCUUCCACGUAUCCUAGGCGACAACGACCUCGGCGAUCGUGAGAACAGGGAGAAGGUCGAGACAACUUUCCGUAAUUUGAAGCGUUCCGGACCUAUUACCAUUGAUCUCGAUUCUCCUGAAAAGAAAUACCCAUGCACUUCGGGAGUGAUGUCCAAGGCCACGUCUUCCACAAUAUCGAUGCCAUCUCACUUAGAGACAUCGUCAGCAAACCCAGCGCCUUCAUCAGCAGCACCCCCAAAUCCGGUUUUCGUGGGUGAGGAACAUGUCAGUGAUGGGGACCUCGAUGAUCUGGAAAAGGAGUUAGAGGAGAUUGUAGACAGAUAUAUUGCCGAGGAAGGACAGGAUGCCAUGGACAUCGUUGAAGAAGAACCAGGAGCAGAUCUUUCAGGGGGGGAUUGCAACCAUGAGGUCGUGCAUGAUGUAUGUGGACUACAGGUUCUUCAGUGGUUCGGCUUGCCAGUCCAAACAAAUUCGCAUGGUCCAUUUCGUGCUUCGGAGCUCAACGGCAUGAUCGCCCGAUUCGCAAUUCAUUUUGUACCAAUCUCUUCAUUCGCAGCGGGUGCAGACGGCAUGUACCUGUAUCAUCGCGACCAUCACUUCACAAGACAUGCUCGCUACUUCGAUGGCGGUGAGGAAGCAUUCAUCAGUUUGGGUGAUCUCGCUAUGUUGAUGCAGUGGGAAAACAGCAAGAAAGUGAACGUGCUUUCAGUCGAGGAUCUUGCAGAGGAUGUGUUAUUCGUUAGUUCCACGAAGGCGUUCUCCUUGCAAUAUUUGUGCUACCACGAGGAACUCCUCUUUCGAGGACAUGUGUCGACAAGGGCAAUCGAGCAUGCAUACAACGUGGUUUUCAGCAAGCAAGCCACCAAGGACGACUCGAACGUGAUGGCUGAUUUUCGAAAGCUACAUCAAGCAUGCAUGUUCUAUCAUCUUGCACUACAGGAGUUUCAGACGCUGGGUUUGCACAAGACGCUCGUGAUUGACGAUGAGAUCACGGAUGAGAGUCUGGAUGUGUACUCCGCUUUUUGUCACUCCAGCCUUUACCCUCCAAAGAAAAAAGCUUCGAUAUCCUAUUUGGUUGGUGACGGGCACAACGAGGCAAUCACCUCCAAGAGCGCUUCGUAUCUCCGCCCCGUCAUCAAGAAGUCCCACAAGUCCAAAUCCUAUGACUAUAAUACCACCGGAAAGAAGAAUGCAACGAAAGCCAAGAACAAGCUUAGCAAGAAGAGAUUUAUCAUGAAGAUCCACAAAAAGAAGCAUAUGAAGAAGUGA
Symbiodinium sp. CCMP2456 is the source of this 1751-nucleotide messenger RNA. NCBI's taxonomy places the organism in Eukaryota, Dinophyceae, Suessiales, Symbiodiniaceae. The record is from the annotation of a GenBank genome assembly.